Fomitopsis serialis is the source of this 1605-nucleotide messenger RNA. RefSeq lists its product as uncharacterized. Gene Ontology annotation, cellular component: nucleus; cytoplasm. The coding region runs from base 1 to 1605 and encodes 534 amino acids. Gene Ontology annotation, molecular function: protein binding; tRNA-specific adenosine-34 deaminase activity. The transcript is spliced from 6 exons. NCBI's taxonomy places the organism in Eukaryota, Fungi, Basidiomycota, Agaricomycetes, Polyporales, Fomitopsidaceae. Gene Ontology annotation, biological process: tRNA wobble adenosine to inosine editing. The record is from RefSeq and is a predicted model, not a curated record.
AUGGCAGGGAGUCGUGUAGAAUGGAACAAAGAUACUGCCGUGCAUUCUCGAGCUCCAGAGCACCUCAAUAGCAGUGGCCUUCGCAUCGGUCAUUCUUCCGGAAAGGGCAGAGGCGUGUACGCUGCUCGGACCCUCGAGCCCCGCACGGUCGUCGAGAUCAGUCCCGUGCUCCUCUUCUCCAAAGCGGAGUACGAAGAGCAUGGCCGCCACACCCUGUUGGACCACUACACAUUUAGGUGGAGAGAUGGUCGCAUGGCUCUAGCCCUUGGAUUAGGAUCACUCUUCAAUCACUCGCAACAGCCCAACGUAUCGUAUACACUGGACACUGAAACAGAAUCCAUACGAUACAUGACUACUCGUCGGAUACAAGAAGGCGACGAACUCUGUAUAUUCUACGGGCACAAACUGUGGUUCGAUGCAGUGGAUGCAGCACCGACCGAACCGCCGGCCGAAGACCCUGAUGACGGGUGGGGAGGACUCGCCGGCAUCGAGCAUGACCAAACCGAAAUAUCACCACUGGACAGACAAAUUCUGCAGUACGCUGAUGGCAACCCGCAAAGUGUCAUCGCGGAAGACGAGCUGCCAUUCACACGUAUCAAGCUAGUGCGCGAUGACGAAGAAGAUGAGCUCAGUGCCGUCAUUACGCAGCCGGCAUGGGUUGCCGAUGUACCAGAUGCUCGGCAUACGGCGACCACGCUGAGCUGGCUGAAGAAGAGCGGACUCGAGACUCCCACGAUGUCGCACCUGAAGAGGAUCCGGAAGCAAGACAGCAAACUGACCAUCCUCCUCGCGCUCACGUCAGAGUGCCCGCAAGUCCCUACGCUACCCGACAUCCCCGGAUUGUCGGAACCGUACACCGUAGAAGUACCCUGCACGGUUGCCCUGACGCAGGUCUCGCUGAAGCAUAAGAACACGUUUUGGCCGACCAUAUAUGCGCCGAGGCGGAAAGGCGAAGUCGAAGAAUGGACGCGAGGUAGGGUGCUCUGGGCUUGUGAAGCCAUGAAACGAAUCGUGAAGGAAGCGCAGGAGGCAGGGCGGCAGGGUGAGCUACCGAUCGCAGCAUAUGUACCGAUUCCAUACGAAGAGGAAACUGCGUACGCGGCACAGACAUUCGCUCCUUUCCUGGGCCAUGAUACCAGGACUUCUACCAACCAUCCCCUCCGUCACGCUGUCCUCAAUACCAUCCGCGCCAUCGCUGACUAUCGCGCCUCGUCCUCCACUCCGAUAGCCCCUACGUCUUCUCUCACCCCAUCGGAGUCCUCUGCAUCCAUUCUUCUCCCCAACGCAACCCGUUCCUCGACACCCGCGAUUGAGGAAGCGCAGGCGCCUCGGAACGGCGCCCACUACCUGCUCACUUCUCUCACGCUGUUCACGACGCACGAGCCAUGUAUUAUGUGCAGCAUGGCACUGCUGCAUUCGCGUGUCAAGGAGGUCAUCUACUUGAUUCCGAUGUCAGGGACCGGGGGAUGUGGGAGUGUCGCAUGCGUGCCGGCCCUGAAGGGCGUAAACCAUAGGUUCAACGUGGGGAGUUGGAAGGGAUGCGAGAGCGGACUCGAGUGGGCGAACGAAGAGGGGAUUACGAUUCAGGGUGACCUGGACGCGUGA